GAUCUUGGGCGGCUGCCCCCUGCCCCCUGCCCGUAAUUUCAUCUCCGUCAAGGUUAGUCGUCUCCUACAUUUCUCUGAGAAAAACCUAAACCCCCAAUCUCUCUCCGACAACUGCCUUUCAUUGCGGACUUUUUCUUUCUCUCUCUCUCUCAUUUCAUCAAUUUUAAUCACUAAUUAAAUUUGCUCUGUUUCGCUUCUUCUCGAUUUGAGCUUUGAUUUUCCAUUAAAAUGUUAUAGAUUCAUGUAGUGUUACUGAGAUUUGGUUGUUUGAUGGCGUCGAUUCGGAGGACUCUGUCGCCGGCCUAUCACGAUCGGGUUUAUCCGAACGGAAUACCGUUUUCAACUUCUUCUCCAUCUUCAAAGCUUCUUUCUAAUGCUAAAUACUCGUCGCCUUUCUCGUCUUUUGCCGUUGGAGCGCGGAGAUUUAUCUCGGGAGCUUUCUUUAUUAGACCUCCACGGAAAGGUAGCAAUAGUUGGCGAAGGGCAUUCUUUAGAUGCUGUGUGUUUUUCUUGCUUGGUUUCUUGCUUGGUAUGAUGCCGUUUGGUCAUGAUGCUGAUGACAUUCGUAGUCAUGAUUUUUCCUUCGAGAUCAAGCCGCCGCAUGUGAAUGUGCAGUUUGAGAAAGAUAGUCAUGGUCAGGUUUGGCGAGAGGAUUCUGUGGUUGAUUCGGUUAAUUUGUCGGUCAAGUCGUCUCCGGAAGUGAAUUUGAGUUUUGUUUCAGUACCGAAGACGCAGUUGAUUGUGGUGACACCGACGUAUAAUCGUGCACUUCAAGCGUAUUUCUUGAAUCGGUUGGGUCAGGCUCUGAAGCUUGUGAAUCCUCCAUUGUUGUGGAUUGUGGUUGAGAUGAAUUCAGCUUCGAUGGAGACUGCUGAGAUUUUGCGGAAAACGGGAGUUAUGUAUAGACAUUUGGUUUGUACUAAAAACAUGACUGAUGUCAAGGAUAGAGGAGUUCAUCAACGGAACGUGGCUUUGCAACACAUUGAACGUCAUAAGCUCGAUGGGAUCGUUUACUUUGCCGAUGAUGACAAUAUAUAUUCGUUGGAGUUGUUCGAUAGCCUCAGAGAUAUUAGCCGCUUUGGCACUUGGCCUGUUGCUAUGCUUGCACAAAACAAAAACAAAGCGGUUCUGGAAGGUCCUGUAUGCAAUGGAAGUCAAGUUAUUGGCUGGCACACCAAUGAGAAAAGUAAGAGGCUUAGAAGAUUUCAUGUUGACAUGUCUGGAUUUGCUUUCAAUAGUACCAUUCUGUGGGACCCAAAGAGAUGGAGGCGCCCUACUUCAAAACCUAUUAGACAGUUAGACACUGUGAAAGAGGGUUUUCAGGAGACUACAUUCAUAGAGCAAGUAGUUGAAGAUGAAAGUCAAAUGGAAGGUGUGCCUAUUGGCUGUUUAAAAGUAAUGAAUUGGCAUCUUCAUUUGGAAGUUCCCAAUUUUGCUUAUCCCAGUGAUUGGGUGUUUCAAAAGAAUCUUGAUUACGUCCUGCCAAUCAAGUGAUUAAACUUUUCCAUUGCAGUUUGAAGCUUAGAAUUUUAGACAGUUCGAUCCAAAUCUGAAUUUUGGUGGCUUUUAACUCCCCCGAUUGGAUCAUUACUUGAAUUGGCGCCGUUGAUGAUGAAGAGUUUCAUGCCUUAGCUUUGGCUUUCAACACAAAGGUUUAUCAUUUUUACUCCUAAGAUUUUUCUUGCAUAUUCUUUAACAGAGAUGAGUUUGGUUUAGCUGUAGAGUUUUUAGUACUUACUUUAGAGAGUUCUUUUUCCCCUUUAAUUUGUCGAUGUUCAAUUGUUAUACCAAAACCUUUCAAAAAUAGUAUGAGGGCAGGGAACUAUUGUAUAUCUAAACUCUUUAUUUGUUGUAAAACGGUUGGUGACCAAAUCAAUGUGGCCUAAUCAAGUAAAAGGCCAAUUUAUUCUAAGAGUUUAAACAUUUUGCUA
Molecule: messenger RNA, 1931 nt
Organism: Cucumis sativus (cucumber)
Lineage: Eukaryota; Viridiplantae; Streptophyta; Magnoliopsida; Cucurbitales; Cucurbitaceae
Product: probable beta-1,4-xylosyltransferase IRX9H
Exons: 4
Coding region: 271-1494 (407 amino acids)
Biological process (GO): glucuronoxylan biosynthetic process; plant-type secondary cell wall biogenesis
Cellular component (GO): Golgi membrane
Molecular function (GO): xylosyltransferase activity; galactosylgalactosylxylosylprotein 3-beta-glucuronosyltransferase activity
Source: RefSeq, a predicted model, not a curated record